Messenger RNA from Mesorhabditis spiculigera, 1473 nucleotides. The record is from the annotation of a GenBank genome assembly. Lineage: Eukaryota; Metazoa; Nematoda; Chromadorea; Rhabditida; Rhabditidae.
AUGACGUUCGACGAAUUAACUAUCUUUCAAAUUGACCCUAAAGAACCUUUGACAAAUUUCAUCAACGGUCAAUUUGUCGCUGCGAAAGAUGUCAUGGAUACGAUUGACCCAUCGACGGGAGAAGCUUGGGCCCAGAUCCCACGCUCAAGCCCUGUCGAAGUAAGCCAAGCCGUCAAAGCGGCAAAGGCUGCCUUCCCUGCCUGGUCUACAACUUCUGCUCAAUAUCGUUCUUCCCUACUGCUUAAAGUUGCCGAGAUCGUUGAGAAGCACCUGGAUGGUUUCGCUGUAUUAGAAUCACGAGAUCAGGGAAAACCGGUUGCCCUUGCAAAACGAAUCGAUAUCCCGCGCUGUAUUCACAAUUUUCGAUUCUUUGCUACAGCUAUUUUACAUCAUACUUCGAAAUCAACCCAUCAAGAUGAACCCAUUCGUGCUGUCAACUAUGUAAAGCAUGAUCCAAUUGGGGUGGCCGCACUUAUCAGCCCCUGGAAUUUACCGUUGUACUUGCUUUCCUUUAAACUGGCACCAGCGCUUGCCACCGGGAAUACGGUGGUUUUCAAGCCAAGUGAGCUGACAAGCGUGACCUCGUGGGUAUUGAUGCAUGCAUUUGUAGAAGCUGGAUUCCCUCCCGGUGUCGUAAAUAUGGUAAUUGGCACCGGCGCAGAGGCCGGAGAGUCCCUCGUGAUCCAUCCUGAUGUCGAUAUUGUUUCUUUUACCGGAAGUACGGUAGUGGGUAAGAGGAUCGCCGCAUUGUGUGGGUCGCAAAAUAAAAAGAUUAGUCUGGAAAUGGGUGGCAAAAACGCCUGCAUCAUAUAUCCCAGCACCGACUUGGAAAAAGCAGUACCAGUUAUUACCACCUCGUCAUUCAUCAACCAGGGUGAAAUCUGCCUUUGUUCAAGCAGGAUUUACGUUCACGAAUCGAUAUUUGAUGAAUUUCUUUCAAAAUUUGUGGAAGCUGCGAAAAAGUUCACUGUUGGAGAUCCGAGAGGACCAUCAACGCUUGGGGCAAUGAACUCGGAAAUCCAUUAUAAUAAGGUUAUGGGAUACAUCAAACUCGCUGAGAAAGAAGGUGGCAAAAUCCAUUGCGGUGGGAAAGCGGAAAUUGAGGGCCGUUGCGAAAAGGGUUACUUCAUCGCGCCAACGAUCAUCACUGGGCUUGAUGAAAAUAGCAAGUGUGUGCAGGACGAAAUUUUCGGUCCUGUUGUGUGUGUGAUGCCAUUUUCAACACGAGAGGAAGUGAUUUCGAAAGCCAAUGCUACUCCAUACGGUCUAUCUGCUUGUGUAUGGUCGGCUAUUUCCGAAGAACUGCACAAUACAGCUGGUCAACUCCGAGUUGGAACUGUCUGGUGCAACACCUGGCUGACCCGCGAUCUCAAUAUGCCCUUCGGUGGUACUAAACAAUCUGGAAUUGGAAGAGAAGGUGGAGAAGACUCCUUCCACUUUUUCACCGAACCCAAGACCAUUUGCAUUGCUUUG